UGGUGCGCGGGCUGCAGUCUUCCUCUUCGCCGGAAGUGGCUCGGUUUCCCGGGCGGGUGCGGGGCGCCGGUCGGUGUUCAACAUUAAGAUCACCCAUGUGCCAUCUGAGGCCAGAUCAUCUUCAUCACCUUCCCCAGUGGAGUGCUGCCUGUGUUUCUGUCCACAACAACCCCUGAGGUCUCUACUGUUUCCUCCUGACCUCAUCAAACAACCAUGUCUUCAGAAUCAAGCAAAAAACGGAAACCCAAAGUGAUCCGAAGUGAUGGAGCUCCAGCUGAAGGGAAGCGUAAUCGUUCUGACACUGAGCAGGAAGGUAAAUACUACAGUGAGGAGGCUGAGGUGGACCUGCGGGACCCUGGCAGAGACUACGAGCUGUACAAGUACACCUGCCAGGAGCUGCAGAGGCUUAUGGCCGAGAUCCAGGACCUGAAGAGCAGGGGAGGCAAGGACGUGGCAGUUGAGAUUGAAGAUCGGAAGAUCCAGAGCUGUGUGCAUUUCAUGACUCUGAAGAAGCUUAACCGAUUAGCCCACAUCAGGUUGAAGAAAGGGAGAGAUCAAACGCACGAGGCCAAGCAGAAAGUAGAUGCCUAUCACCUGCAGCUCCAAAACCUGUUGUAUGAGGUGAUGCACCUGCAGAAGGAAAUCACCAAAUGUCUGGAGUUUAAGUCAAAGCAUGAAGAAAUUGAUCUGGUCAGUUUAGAGGAGUUUUAUAAGGAGGCUCCUCCAGAGAUCAGCAAGGCUGAAAUCACCAUGGGAGACCCCCACCAGCAAACCCUUGCACGUCUGGACUGGGAGCUGGAGCAACGGAAACGGCUGGCAGAGAAGUACCGAGAGUGCCUGUCCAACAAGGAGAAGAUCCUCAAGGAGAUCGAGGUGAAGAAGGAGUACCUGAGCAGCCUCCAGCCGCGCCUCAACAGCAUCAUGCAGGCUUCGCUCCCAGUGCAAGAGUACCUGUUCAUGCCGUUCGACCAGGCUCACAAGCAAUAUGAGACAGCCAGACACCUGCCACCUCCCCUCUAUGUCCUGUUUGUCCAGGCCACUGCAUAUGGGCAGGCCUGUGCUCAUAUGAAAUCCUCCCAGCCCCCUAGACAGGAUAAGACGUUGUCCGUGGCGAUCGAAGGCAGUGUGGAUGAAGCCAAGGCUCUGUUUAAGCCUCCCGAGGACUCCCAAGAUGACGAGAGCGACUCAGAUGCUGAGGAGGAGCAGACCACGAAACGCCGGCGACCCACACUGGGAGUUCAGUUGGAUGACAAGCGCAAGGAGAUGCUGAAGAGGCACCCACUGUCCGUCAUGCUGGACCUGAAGUGCAAAGAUGACAGUGUGCUUCACCUGACUUUCUACUACCUCAUGAACCUCAACAUCAUGACGGUCAAAGCCAAAGUGACAACCGCCACGGAGCUGAUCACCCCCAUCAGUGCAGGUGACUUGCUGUCUCCUGACUCAAUCCUGAGCUGUUUGUAUCCUGGGGAUCACGGAAAGAAAACUCCAAAUCCAGCCAAUCAGUAUCAGUUUGACAAAGUUGGCAUCUUGACUUUGAGAGAUUAUGUACUUGACCUAGGUCACCCCUAUUUGUGGGUACAGAAGCUGGGUGGCCUCCACUUCCCCAAAGAGCAGCCCCAGCACACGGUGAUUGCUGACCACUCGCUGAGUGCCAGCCACAUGGAGACCACCAUGAAACUGCUGAAGACCAGGGUGCAGUCUCGCCUGGCCCUCCACAAACAGUUUGCAUCCCUGGAACAUGGCAUUGUGCCAGUUACCAGCGAUUGUCAGUACCUUUUCCCUGCAAAGGUUGUCUCUCGCCUGGUGAAGUGGGUGACGAUUCCCCAUGAGGAUUACAUGGAGCUGCAUUUCACCAAAGACAUUGUGGAGGCAGGACUGGCUGGGGACACCAACCUCUACUACAUGGCUCUCGUGGAAAGGGGCACAGCCAAACUCCAGGCUGCUGUGGUGCUGAAUCCUGGCUACUCCUCCAUCCCGCCCAUUUUCCAGCUCUGUCUCAACUGGAAAGGGGAGAAAACCAACAGCAAUGAUGACAAUAUUCGGGCCAUGGAGAGCGAGGUCAACGUGUGCUACAAGGAGCUGUGUGGCCCCCAGCCCAGCCAUCAGCUCUUGACCAACCAGCUGCAGCGCCUGUGCGUGCUGCUGGACGUCUACCUGGAGACCGAGAGCCACGAUGACAGCGUGGAGGGGCCCAAGGAGUUUCCCCAGGAGAAGAUGUGCCUGCGGCUUUUCAGGGGUCCCAGCAGGAUGAAGCCGUUUAAAUAUAAUCAUCCUCAAGGAUUCUUCAGCCAUCGCUGACCUCCCGCGCAGCCUGUUGUUUCCCCCAGGCCCCAAGUGCUGCGUCUCUGCUGUCUGCUCUGGCCCACUUGUGGCUCGUGAUAUUCUCCAAAGACAGGUGUUUUAUUUCUGGCCUAUUAAAGUGCCACCUGACCAAG
Molecule: messenger RNA, 2435 nt
Organism: Diceros bicornis minor
Lineage: Eukaryota; Metazoa; Chordata; Mammalia; Perissodactyla; Rhinocerotidae
Gene: THOC5
Product: THO complex subunit 5
Exons: 22
Coding region: 214-2298 (694 amino acids)
Biological process (GO): positive regulation of DNA-templated transcription, elongation; mRNA export from nucleus
Cellular component (GO): THO complex part of transcription export complex
Molecular function (GO): mRNA binding
Source: RefSeq, a predicted model, not a curated record